AUGGCCAGUGCGAAUUAUAUAGAUGGGCUCUCCCUCAGGUCCAGUACAGAGUUGCUGGAAACAAACACUCAAUUGCCACCAACUCCACCGGACUCUAAUGAAAAUAGUUCAGAUGAGUUCAGCUGUUUAUCAAGCCGAGCUAGUUCCAUCUCACUAUCACAGCAGAGAUAUACCCUUCCGCCUCCAACAAAUCCGCCAACGGAAAUUAUCAAGGAGGAUCUGAGAACCCCAGAUAACCAAGUACCCCGAGACCCCCGACUUAUUCGGUUGACUGGAAUUCACCCGUUCAAUGUCGAACCUCCAUUGAGCGCUUUAUAUGACGAAGGAUUUCUCACAUCACCUGAAUUGUUCUACGUCCGGAAUCAUGGAGCUGUACCUCAUGUUGAUGACUUAGCGAUACCCGACUGGGAGUUUUCAGUGGAGGGAUUGGUCAAAAAACCAUUUACUCUCACACUAAGGGACCUCAUCAGAGAUUACGAACAGAUUACUGUACCUAUUACACUUGUCUGCGCCGGCAAUCGUCGUAAAGAACAAAACCAGGUUCGAAAGUCGAAAGGAUUCUCUUGGGGAGCUGCCGGUGUAUCAACGGCUCUAUGGACAGGUGUGCCAAUGUAUGAAUUGAUCAGAAAGGCUAUCCCAAUGAGAGGAGCAAAAUAUGUAUGCAUGGAAGGGGCAGACAAGCUUCCCAAUGGCUAUUAUGGAACCUCCCUAAAACUGAAUUGGGUUUUGGACCCAAACAGAGGAAUCAUGGUAGCCCACAAAAUGAACGGAGAAAUGCUUCGACCCGAUCAUGGCAAACCUUUACGAGCAGUUGUUCCCGGUCAGAUUGGCGGUCGCAGUGUGAAAUGGUUGAAAAGGAUCAUUGUCACAGCCACCCCUAGUGACAAUUGGUACCACAUCUACGAUAACCGAGUUCUCCCAACUAUGAUUAGCCCAGAGCAAAGUGCCAACGAACCGAAAUGGUGGACGGAUGAGAGAUACGCUAUCUAUGAUCUGAGUACGAAUAGUGUUACUGCAUACCCGGAACAUGAAGAGCGGCUAUCGUUAGUGAGUGGACGACAAACAUAUCGUGCAAAGGGUUAUGCAUACGGCGGUGGUGGACGACGCAUCACAAGAGUCGAGGUAACACUCGACAAAGGAAAGUCCUGGACAUUGGCCGAUAUACGAUACCAUGAAGACGAUUAUCGCGACCGUGUCCACGAGAACGAAACAUUAUUUGGGGGUAGACUAGACAUGGAAUGGAGGGAAACAUGUUUUACAUGGUGUUUCUGGGAAGUCGAUUUGAGAAUCGAAGAUCUUGCAAUAUCGAGCGAUAUAAUGGUAAGAGCCAUGGAUGAGAGCAUGAAUGUUCAACCAAGAGAUAUGUAUUGGAGUGUCCUUGGUAUGAUGAAUAAUCCAUGGUAUCGAAUCACUAUCACCAAAGAACACGAUUACCUGCUCUUCGAACAUCCCACACAACCAGCACUUAUGCCAGGAGGAUGGAUGGAGCGAGUAAAGGCUACUGGGAGAGACCUUGCCAACGGAUUUUGGGGUGAGGAAAUGGGCAGCGGAGACGCAUCCGUCGCUCUGAUCGAUGAAAAGAAAGAUAUUAAGAUGACAAAAGAUGGCAUGAAGCGCGAAAUCUCAAUCGAAGAAUUACGCCAACAUAAAAAUGAAAAGGAACCUUGGUUUGUGCUGAACGGCGAAGUCUACGAUGGAACCCCAUUUCUGGAAGGCCACCCUGGAGGUGCCACAAGUAUUACCGGAGCAGCAGGUCAAGAUGCCACCGAUGAAUUCAUGGCCAUCCAUUCCGAAACAGCAAAAGCAAUGAUGCCCACCUACCACAUCGGUACUCUCUCCCCCUCAGCACGCACCUCCCUCCUGAACCCCGAACCCCUCUCCUCCGAACCCCAAUCUCUACGCCCCGUGUUCCUACAACCAAAAACUUGGCAAAAAGCCAUUCUCACUUCCAAGAAAGCCAUCUCAAGCGAUUCACGAAUAUUUUCCUUUACCCUCAAUCAUGCAGAGCAAAUAAUCGGAUUACCAGUGGGUCAACAUGUCAUGAUGCGAUUACGCGAUCCCGUUACCAGGGAAGCGAUUAUAAGAUCCUAUACACCUCUUUCGCUCGGAACCGAUAAGGGAAUUUUAGAUAUCCUAAUCAAGAUAUAUGCGAAAAAUGACAGAGGUCCCGGUGGCAAAAUGACAAUGGCUUUGGAGAGUCUUCCUAUAGGUCACUCGAUAGAUUUCAAAGGCCCAAUUGGUAAAUUCGAGUAUUUAUCAAAGGGUGAAUGUGUUAUUGGGGGAAAGAGGAGGAAGGUACGGAGAUUCGUGAUGAUUUGUGGGGGAAGUGGCGUGACGCCUAUUUUUUCCGUGUUGCGGGCUAUUUUAAAUGAAGGGGAUGAAGUAGAUGAACCGAAAUGUGUGGUGUUGGAUGGGAAUAGAAAGGAGGAGGAUAUUCUCUGUAGAGAGGAAUUAGAUACUUUGGUAAAGGGAAGGGAAGAGAAGUGUAGAUUAGUUUAUGCGUUGAGUCAGCCUACGGAGGAAUGGACGGGACUAAGGGGUAGAUUGGGAAGAGACAUGUUGGAGAAGAAAGUAGGGAGAUUUGAGAUUGCUGGUCAAGGAAGUGGAUAUGGGGGCGGGUAUGCGGAUGGGGAACAGCUGGUUUUGAUCUGUGGACCGGAGGCUUUGGAGAAGAGUGUUCAUGUUAUAUUGUCUGAUUUGGAGUGGAGGGAUCAAGAUUUAUUGUUCUUUUAG
Molecule: messenger RNA, 2733 nt
Organism: Sclerotinia sclerotiorum 1980 UF-70
Lineage: Eukaryota; Fungi; Ascomycota; Leotiomycetes; Helotiales; Sclerotiniaceae
Exons: 1
Coding region: 1-2733 (910 amino acids)
Biological process (GO): nitrate assimilation; nitric oxide biosynthetic process
Molecular function (GO): nitrate reductase (NADPH) activity; heme binding; molybdenum ion binding
Source: RefSeq, a predicted model, not a curated record